AUGCCGACAGAAAGACGUGAUAUCUUCUCAACUCGAUCAAACGCGACAUUCGCCCCUUUAAAUAGUACCCAUUUGCGAAAUGUUGAAAUCGUCUCAGACAGCGAGGAAGAUCGUCAAAAGAAAGCUGCAAGUAAUCCCAAACACCCUAUUCUCCGCAAAGUUGUCGAGAUCAUAGAAAUUUCUUCAGACGAAAGGCAAGUGGGUGAAGAUGACGUGGUAGUCACUCGAAGUCCAACAAAACCCUCGGCAAUGCCACAGACUCCACGGAAACAUGGUUGGAAUGGAAUGCCACAAUACUCAAAGAGACGUGUCAUAGAAAGCUCAGAUGAAGCGUCUAGUGAACCUGAGAUUAUCGAACUCAGCGACAGUUCAGAUGACGACGAGCCCCCGGCUCUCAAACAAACUUCACGGAUUCCACCGGCCAAGGAGACCACUCUCCCGCUAACCCAGUGGAAAAAGACGUUGGAUGAAGCUAUAAUUGUAUUCGAUGAGCCAAGGAGUGCGAGAACACCAAUACGAAUGGGAAGCAGGAAACCCACUUCAGAUGUCACUAAAUUGGCACAUGACAUGGACCGAGUUCAUGACCCCAAAAAGACUAAUAUCGCUUCCUCAGAUCACAUUUCAAACGUCGUUGAGGGCGUAUCAUCAAAACCAAUACCAGGUAAAAGCACUAAAGGCAUAUCUCAGCAAACAUCAAAAAGAAUUACAAAAAAGGCCCAACUGGAAGCGGAACAAAGGCGACUUCAUGCAUAUGCGCAACAACUAUUUAACGAUCUGAACAAAUAUGUUUUUAAUCAGCAACUACCAGAGGGAACACUGCUUAAUUGGAAUAAGAGACUGCUUACUACCGCAGGUCGUGCAAAGUAUCAUCGGUCAAGAGAUGGCGUUCUAACGACCGAAAUUGAAUUGGCCGAGAAGAUCCUGGAUUGUGAUGAAAGAAUUAGGAACACCCUUUCGCAUGAAAUGUGCCACCUGGCGACUUGGGUGAUCGACAAAAAACUGGAUGAGCACCACGGAAAAUUAUUCAAAUAUUGGGCCAGCCGCAUCACAUACAUGAGGCCAGAUAUACAUGUAUCUAUAAAACAUGAUUAUGAGAUUUCUUAUCCUUAUAAUUGGGAAUGUGCCAAAUGCUCCAAAAUAUACGGCCGUUUCAGUAAGUCGAUUCGACCCGAUGAGUGUCGAUGUGGCGCUUGCAAAGAAGGUAUCUUGGUACCGCUCUUCAAGUCGAGGGCAAAGUCUGGCAGCAAAAACGACAAACUUAGCCGUAUGGCUGCUGUCAAAGCUCAAGGUGAGGACUUUAAGAUAUGGUGGUAA
Molecule: messenger RNA, 1314 nt
Organism: Psilocybe cubensis
Lineage: Eukaryota; Fungi; Basidiomycota; Agaricomycetes; Agaricales; Agrocybaceae
Exons: 12
Coding region: 1-1314 (437 amino acids)
Cellular component (GO): nucleus
Source: RefSeq, a predicted model, not a curated record